Molecule: messenger RNA, 2553 nt
Organism: Boleophthalmus pectinirostris (great blue-spotted mudskipper)
Lineage: Eukaryota; Metazoa; Chordata; Actinopteri; Gobiiformes; Gobiidae
Gene: ncam1a
Product: neural cell adhesion molecule 1a
Exons: 20
Coding region: 1-2553 (850 amino acids)
Biological process (GO): cell adhesion
Cellular component (GO): neuron projection; membrane
Molecular function (GO): protein binding
Source: RefSeq, a predicted model, not a curated record
AUGCUCACCGUGCUGCACUUCUCCUUGUACCGAGCGCCGAGCUUUGCGGCCCUGCAGGUGCAGAUCAUCCCAGCACAGGGCGAGAUCAGCCUGGGAGACUCCAAGUUCUUCAUCUGUGAAGUGGUGGGAGACGCUAAAGACAUCGACUGGUUCAAUCCUCAGGGAGAGAAGAUCGUUCCAGACAACCCAAACAUCUUCGUGAGCAGGAACGAUGAGGUCACGUCCACGCUCACCAUCUACCACGCCAAGAUGGAAAACGCCGGAAUCUACAAGUGCAUGGCCAAGGCCCCGGGGCAGGAGGCCGAGGCCACCGUGCAAGUCAAGAUCUUCCAAAAGAUCACCUUCAAGAACGCCCCGAGCCCACAAGAGUUCAACGAAGGAGACGACGCCGACCUGGUGUGCGAUGUGGCCAGUUCGCCCCCUGCUGAAAUCGUGUGGAAGUACAAGUUCAAUGUCAUCAAGAGCGCCAAAGACGUGAGAUUCAAAGUACUGGACAAUGGACACCUGCUGAUCCGCGGCAUAAAGAAGGCGGACGAGGGCAUGUACAGCUGCGAGGCCCGGGUCAUCGCCAGAGGGGAGCUCGACUUCAGGCCCAUCAAAGUGGUCAUCAACGUCCUGCCCAGCAUCCGUCCUCGUCAGUCUGAGGUGAACGCCACAGCAGGAGAGUUGAGCACUGCUAUGCUCGCCUGUGAUGCCGACGGCUUCCCUGAACCCACCGUCACCUGGGCACAUAACGGCGUCGUCCUUGUGAGCGGAGAUAAGUACAGUGUGAACGAGGACGGUUCCGAGCUGCUCAUACGAGACGUGAAGAAGGUGGACGAGGGGGAGUACACGUGUGUGGCCCGCAACAAGGCCGGAGAGACCGCCCAGGAAGUCAGCCUCAAAGUGUUCGUGCCACCAAAGAUCACGUUCCUGAACAACCAGAGCGCGUCAGAGUUUGAUGAUCAUGUGACCCUGACCUGUGAGGCCUCAGGAGACCCCACCCCCAGCAUCCAGUGGAGCUACGACCAAAGAGUCUUCACUGAGGGAGAGCAGGCUUCUUGGACGCGCCCUGACAAAUACGAGAGUUUGGAUCGUAACAUCGUGGUGAGGAGCCAUGCCCGCGUCUCCUCCCUCACCCUGAAGAACGUUCAGUUCACCUACGCUGGUCAGUACCUGUGCACCGCCAGCAACUCCAUCGGCGAGGACAGCCAGACCGUGAGCCUGGAAGUGCGAUACUCUCCAAAGAUCCUGGGCCAGGUGACGGUGUACACGUGGGAGGGGAACCCCGCCAACAUCAGCUGCGAGGUGGAGGCUCACCCGUCCGCAGACAUGUCGUGGUUCAGAGACGGUCUCCAGCUGCCCAACGCCAACUCCAGCAACGUCAAGAUCUACAACACCCCCUCCGUCAGCUACCUCGAGAUCAACCCUGAGUCUCAGAAUGACUUUGGGAGCUACAACUGCACAGCCACCAACAGCAUGGGCAGUGAGUCCAAGGAGUUCCUCCUCAUACAAGCAGAGGUGCCGUCCUCCCCGGAGAUCCAGCAGGUGGAGCCCUUCUCCAGCACAGCCGUGGUGGAGUUCGAUGAGCCUGAUUCUUCAGGAGGAGUCACCAUCCUCAAGUACAGAGUGCAGUGGCGUCUGCCCGGGAGCCAGUGGCACGCACGAGAGUAUGAGGCUUCAGAUGACCUGACAAAGAUCACCAUCACGGGACUCAAGCCGGAGACUUCCUACGAGGUGCGCAUGUCGGCCAUCAACGGCAAAGGCGAGGGGGAGUCCAGCGCCGCCGUGAACUUCAAGACCGAGCCUGUCCAAGGGGAACCCACUGCUCCCAAAAUCGAGGUCAAAGUUCACAACAAAGGCAACGCCCUGGAGGUCAACUGGUUCAAACAGGACGACGGCGGCUCCCCCAUCAAGCAGUACCUGGUCCGGUACAAGGCUAAGCACACAUCGGACUGGAAGCCCGAGAUCCGCCUCCCCCACGGCAGCAAGUCCGUGGUGCUGCACGGGCUCGACUGGAACACGGAGUACGAGGUGCACGUAUUGGCAGAGAACCAGCAGGGCAAGUCCCAGCCGGGGGUCAUGUCCUAUAAAACAGCCUUCGAGCCCACCACCGUGCCAGGCCAACCAGAAGGGACGGGCAUGGGCACCGGCGCCAUCGUGGGCAUCCUGAUCGUGGUCUUCUUCGUGCUGCUGGUGAGCGUGGACGUGACCUGCUACUUCCUGAACAAGUGCGGCGUGCUCAUGUGUCUGGCCGUCAACGUCUGCGGCAAGAGCGGCCCCGGCGCCAAAGGGAAGGACAUCGAGGAGGGAAAGGCUGCGUUCACGAAAGAUGAGUCGAAGGAGCCCAUUGUGGAGGUGAGGACAGAGGAAGAGAACAUUCCACACCAGGAGGGAGGAGGCGCCACUGAGCCCAACGAGACCACCCCGCUGACAGAACCAGAUGGUAAAACGGUAAAAGAGGACGGAGAGGUGAAGAACGGCACGGCUGAACCCCACAACGUCUCUGCGCCCGAAGUGAAGACUGUUCCCAGCGAGGCCCCGCAGGCCAACGGCAACGAGAGCAAAGCGUAA